Messenger RNA from Glycine soja, 1281 nucleotides. RefSeq names its product J domain-containing protein spf31-like. The record is from RefSeq and is a predicted model, not a curated record. The transcript has 9 exons. Lineage: Eukaryota; Viridiplantae; Streptophyta; Magnoliopsida; Fabales; Fabaceae. The coding region runs from base 169 to 921 and encodes 250 amino acids.
AAAUACUACUACUAGAAUAUGUUAGCCAUACAUAAGGUCUCAAAAACUGCGGUUCCUGAGUAGAGAGGUUUGUUUGUUGUCGUUUGAGAGGAUUCGAUCAAGCGAAUCUUGUUUUCGAAGCUCAAAUUGAAUUGAACAGUGAAUUCCUGGAAGGGAACGAAGCAGAAAAUGGGAGACACAAACCACGCGUCCACCGUCGAUGACGAUUUGCUUCUCAAAAACUUCUUCGCCGAAGUUAGCGAAGUUGAAAGAGACAACGAAGUGCUUAGGAUUCUCUCUUGUUUUAAGUUGAAUCCAUUUGAGUAUCUAAACCUACCAUUUGAUUCAUCAAUUGAUGAUGUGAAAAAGCAGUACCGCAAGUUAUCAUUAAUGGUUCACCCGGAUAAAUGUAAGCAUCCACAAGCAAAGGAGGCUUUUGGAGCAUUAGCGAAAGCUCAACAGUUACUAAUGGAUCAAAAUGAAAGAGAUUAUAUUCUUAGCCAAGUUAAUUCAGCUAAAGAAGAACUUAGAGCAAAGAGGAAGAAGCAGCUGAAGAAAGAUACAGCUUCAAAAAUGAAAUCUUUGGUUGAAGAGGGAAAAUAUGACAAACAGUAUGAACAAUCAGAGGAAUUCCGGCAGGAGCUCAAAGUCAAAGUUCGUGAACUAUUAACAGAACAAGAAUGGAGGAGAAGAAAAAUGCAAAUGAGGAUAUCUGAGGAGGAAGGCAGAUUAAAAAGGGAUGAAGAGGAACAGAAAGAAAUGUGGAAAAGAAAGCGUGAACAUGAGGAGGAAUGGGAAGGAACACGAGAAAAGAGGGUAUCCAGUUGGAGAGAUUUUAUGAAGGGUGGAAAGAAGAAUAAGAAAGGAGAAAUUCGGCCACCGAAGCUGAAGACAGAAGAUCCCAACAAAUCCUACGUUCAAAGGCCUGUAAAAAGAGGUUAGGGGUUCUGCCGUUGAGUUUGAAGAUCACAGCAAUCAAUUGAAACCAGGAGUUCGAGAGAACUUAUUUAUGCAGGCCAUCUUUUGUGUAUCAGUUAGAUACUUUUAAACAGAUUUAUUACUGGAGUCAUUUGAGGCAUGUUAAUGGUGUAGACCUCCGACGAAUGACUCUAUCCACUUUGCAUCCCAAUACUGAUAAAUAGGAAUUACUGGUCAUCCGCAGCGAGCCAUUUUAGUGUUAGGUUAAACACGGGUUUAUGGAGAAUUUGAUUUCGAUACAAAUGGCGAUUUCACCCAUGCUGCUCGAAGAUGAAAAAUCUGAUUAGUGAUUAAUACAUUUGUUUUCACUUUUUUUUUUCUGUU